AUGGAUGCCUCAUUUUCCACAAAUCCUUCAAUGCUAAUCAAAACUUCACAGAUUCUCAAGAACCUUAACUGCCUUCAGUGUAAUCUUAGGAGAUGCAAGGAAGCCACAUCUUCACUUGUGCAGUUCGUCUCAGAAUCCGAUUACGAUAUCUUACUAAUCCAGGAGCCAUACAGCGUGAAAGGAGAGAUAAGAGGGUUUCCAUUAUCAUGGAAUAUUUUAUAUAAAAACUUAAGCAAAGAUUUUCCAGUCCAGAAACAAAACCCCAGAGCAUGCAUUGUCGUAACGAGCAAACAACUAGACCCUACUGUAUGCAAAAUUGAUAGAGACAUUAUAUCUAUCUCAAUUAAUUCAGGUACAGUACAACUAUGCAUUUCUUCUUGCUACUGUUCGCCCGCAGAAGAAAUUGAAAGAAAUCUUAUACACCUUGACAAUAUAAUUCAGAGUGCUCCGACUGCACAUCACUUUAUCGGUGGGGAUAUGAAUGCCCACUGCGUGCAAUGGGGAUAUCCAAAAUCAGAUUCUAGAGGCGAACAAGUAGAAGAUUUCAUAGCUGCCAACUCUCUCGUCCUUCACAACGACACCGUACAAGGGCCUACCUUCGAAACAUGCUCAGGUAAAGGAUGGCCUGACCUGACCCUUUCAAGCACAAAUGCCAGCACCUUUCUUAAAAACUGGAAGAUACUGGACGAGGAAAAUAAUUCGGAUCAUAAGUUCAUUCACUUUGAGAUUGAUCUCACUUUUUCUAGUACCAGCACGAAACGUUUUCACAUAACUGAAUCUGGCAUCAAGAAAUUUAAAAACCUCCUUGCUAAAGAAAAAAACUUCCAUUUUGAACGGCAUAAACUACUGCAGGGAUCGCAACCAAUUAAAUGA
This is a messenger RNA of Stegodyphus dumicola, 873 nucleotides long. RefSeq lists its product as uncharacterized. The record is from RefSeq and is a predicted model, not a curated record. NCBI's taxonomy places the organism in Eukaryota, Metazoa, Arthropoda, Arachnida, Araneae, Eresidae.